This is a messenger RNA of Dentiscutata erythropus, 151 nucleotides long. The record is from the annotation of a GenBank genome assembly. Lineage: Eukaryota; Fungi; Glomeromycota; Glomeromycetes; Diversisporales; Gigasporaceae.
AUCGUCUGCGGAAAAUUCAUUUAAUGAUACAUAUGGAGUAUUGGUAGUUAUCGAUAAAUCGGAAUUAAAGCCCACUUUGCGAUGCUCACUUUCCCGUGAACAGCACCAGAAAGCAAAAAAUAUCCUAUACUUUAUAGCUCAGCAACAAUAA